Gryllus bimaculatus (two-spotted cricket) is the source of this 545-nucleotide messenger RNA. NCBI's taxonomy places the organism in Eukaryota, Metazoa, Arthropoda, Insecta, Orthoptera, Gryllidae. The record is from the annotation of a GenBank genome assembly.
UAUGAGAUGAUUGUUACCAAAACUUACUACAUUCAGACAUUUGUUUCAGGAAAUAUUUUACUCCUGAAGUUUUUGCUAAGUUACAAAAUGGAGACCCUCAUGGACGAAUAAACAUCAUGGCUUUAUUUAAUUACAUCAUGCGUAAAGUAUGGUAUCAUCAAACUCGUAUUGGAUUGUCAAUGUAUGAUGUAAUAGGUCAGGGUUACCUUCGGGAAGUGGACUUGGAAAAUUACAUAUUGGAGUUAAUUCCCACAUUACCACAACUAGAUGGAUUAGAGAAAUCAUUUCACAGUUUUUAUGUGUGUACAGCUGUGCGUAAAUUUCUAUUUUUCUUGGAUCCAUUACGCACAGGGAGAGUAAGAAUUCAAGAUAUACUUGCCUGCAGCUUUUUGGAUGAUUUACUUGAGUUGAGGGAUGUGGAUUUACCAAAAGAUGCUCAAGAUUCAAAUUGGUUUUCUGCUCCGUCUGCUCUGAGAGUUUAUGGACAAUAUUUAAAUUUGGAUAAGGAUCAUAAUGGCAUGCUCAAUCGUGAGGAACUUGCAGGG